Molecule: messenger RNA, 2352 nt
Organism: Linum tenue
Lineage: Eukaryota; Viridiplantae; Streptophyta; Magnoliopsida; Malpighiales; Linaceae
Source: the annotation of a GenBank genome assembly
CAGAACCACGCACUUCUUGAAAUUUCAGGCAAACUUUUUCCAUUUUGCGAAAACGAUCGACACAGAAAAUCUUAACGAGCUCGCAGAACAAUUCCCACUUUGUCUGCGUCUUCCGUACAAUCUCCGCCAUGGGAACUUCUCAUAGCCGCGAAGGAUCAGACCUCUCCGACUCCGACGACUACCACUCCGAAACAGAGGAUCGCGACGAAGAAGAAGAAGAAGAGUACGAGGAGGUUCACUACGACGCUGUCGAGCGCCAAGAGACGCCUCAAACGACUUCUUCCAACCGGACAAUCGACGACAUCGACACCAAAUUGAAAUCGCUGAAGCUCAAAUACGGCGAUGCCUCUCAGGGCGGUGGCGACCGUCGCGUCAAGCUGUACCUCCACAUAGGUGGAAACAGUCCCAAGGCUAAGUGGAUCGUCUCCGAGAAGUCGGCUUCGUACGCCUUCGUCAGGAGCUCCGAGAUCGGCGGCGGAGGGGAUUCCGAUGAGGACGAAGGAGGAUCUUCCAGCGGUGGAGGUAAUAAUUCGUUGUGGAUUCUCCGGGUCGGGGCGAAAGUUAGAGCUAGGGUUUCGACGGAGAUGCAAUUGAAGAUGUUUGCGGAUCAGAGGAGGGUCGAUUUCGUCGAUAGUGGUGUCUGGGCGUUGCGAUUCUCCACUGAUGAAGAGUUCAGGAAAUUCGUUAACGAGUACAACGAUUGCUUGUUCGAGAAUGUGUACGGGCUUAAAGCCACCGAGGAGAGUAAGGUGAAGGUCUAUGGGAAGGACUUCAUCGGCUGGGCGAAACCGGAAACUGCCGACGAUUCGAUGUGGGAGGACGCGGAAGGCGGCGAUGCUGCCGGAGAAGAGAAGUUCUCGCCGUUGCGUGCGAAUCAAGAUUUGAUGGAGGAAUUCGAGGAGGCAGCUAAUGGUGGCGUCCAUAGCUUGACUCUGGGUGCCCUGGACAACAGUUUCCUUGUCAGCGAUCUGGGUGUUCAGGUUUACAGGAACAAUCAAAAGGGCAUCCAUGGCAAGGGCAUUUGUGUGAGCUUUGAUCACAGAAACAGUGGAUCUAGUUUGACGAAAUCUAAUCCGAAGAAGGGGAUGCUCAUGAGAGCUGAAACGAAUAUGAUGCUUAUGAGUCCCAUGAAGGAAGGCAAACCCCAUUCCACAGGGAUCAGACAGCUUGAUAUAGAAACAGGGAAGAUUGUGACAGAGUGGAAGUUUGAGAAAGAUGGGACAGAGAUUACAAUGAGGGAUAUCACAAAUGAUAACAAAGCGUCUCAGUUGGAUCCCUCAGAGAGUACAUUCUUGGGGUUGGAUGAUAACAGGUUGUGUCAAUGGGAUAUGAGGGAUAAGAGUGGGAUUGUGCAGGAUAUCGCUAAAGCCAGCGAUUCGCCUGUUCUGCAAUGGAGUGAAGGGCAUCAGUUCUCGAGAGGUACUAAUUUCCAAUGCUUUGCGAGUACUGGUGAUGGAUCCAUUGUUGUUGGGUCACUGGAUGGGAAGAUUAGGUUGUACUCAAGGAGAUCACUGAGACAGGCUAAGACAGCUUUCCCGGGUCUUGGUUCGCCCAUCACUCAUGUGGAUGUUACUUAUGAUGGGAAAUGGGUGCUAGGGACUACUGAUACAUACUUGAUUCUCAUUUGCACUCUGUUUACCGACAAGGACGGUAAGACUAAGACUGGAUUCGGUGGUCGAAUGGGGAAUAAAAUACCAGCUCCUAGAUUGUUGAAGUUGAUUCCACUGGAUUCGCAUUUGGCUGGUGGCAAUAACAAGUUCCAUGGCGGUCAUUUCUCAUGGGUGACUGAAAAUGGUAGACAAGAGCGCCACAUCGUGGCAACGGUGGGGAAGUUCAGCGUGAUAUGGGACUUUCAGCAGGUGAAGAACAGUGGACACCACUGCUACAAGAAUCAGCAGGGCCUGAAGAGCUGCUACUGCUACAAGAUUGUGCUGAAGGACGAGUCGAUCGUGGAGAGCCGGUUCAUGCACGACAACUACGCCGUCAGCAACUCCCCCGAGGCUCCUUUGGUUGUGGCGACGCCAAUGAAAGUCAGCUCCUUUAGCCUCUCCGGGAGCAAGCAGCAACGGUCCCGCGGUUGAGAUUUGUGGCCGUCGGUUCAUUUUCGUAGUGUUAUUUGAUUUGUGCAGAGUUGGGUUUAUUUGAUUUGUGCAGAGUUUGAUUUUUCUGGUUUCUGCUGUUUGUAGGCUUUGAUUUUUCUUCUCAUCGACUCUCUCUCUUACACGCUUGCUUGCACACACCUCAAACUGAUAUCCGUUGUAGUACUUGGAUUUCUGCUUGUACCUAAUGCCAUUGAGAAUGAAUUCGUCUUGUGUUUCUUUUAAUUGUUGCAGUUCAUAUGUGAUGUUUGUU